Cryptomeria japonica (Japanese cedar) is the source of this 2031-nucleotide messenger RNA. RefSeq names its product CRS2-associated factor 2, chloroplastic. The coding region runs from base 209 to 1468 and encodes 419 amino acids. The record is from RefSeq and is a predicted model, not a curated record. Gene Ontology annotation, molecular function: RNA binding. Gene Ontology annotation, biological process: Group II intron splicing. The transcript has 5 exons. Lineage: Eukaryota; Viridiplantae; Streptophyta; Pinopsida; Cupressales; Cupressaceae.
UUGGAGUCUCACGUUUUCAACUUUUUACCAAGAGUGAGUUAGAUGCAGAUGUAAUUUUGCGUCAUAUAGUAUAAAGUAAGUUCAAGAUUUGAAUAAAUUGUGAAUCAAUGUUACAAAUGACAAAAUGAAUAGAUAUAAUAGGAUUACCGAGUGCAGAUAUUUUUGAUUUAGAGAUAAUGUGCAGAUUUGAUUCACAGAAGAGAGGAAGAUGGCUGUACGAAGCUUUUCAAUCUUCAAUGUCUACAACAGCACCACCGAAAACAUCAACAGAAGACCUUAUGUGUCCAAGGAGAAAAAGGAAGGCGCUAUACAUGAAAAUGUCAAUGCAGAUAAAACUAAAAUUCUCAGCAAUGGUGAGAGAGCCUUAAAGUCCUUUCACUAUAAUUCACACUAUCACCUGCCUUUAAAAUCCAGUAGCAUUGUCAAAGUGAAGGAAGAGGGAAAUAAGAGGAAGAAAAGAUACUCAAUUACAGAAAUAGACAACAAUAAGGAUGAUGGAGAGGGAGGACUCUGUGUUGGGGACAAUGGAAUUGCCUAUAAAGUCCCUGGUGCCCCAUUUGAAUUCCAAUUCAGUUAUUCAGAGACACCCAAGAUGAAGCCUGUUGCACUGAGAGAGCCCCCUUACGUUCCUUUUGGCCCCACUACAAUGCCCAGGCCAUGGACUGGAGGACCCCCUCUGGCUCAGAGCAAGAAGAAAACCAAAAAUAUGUUACCUCAGCCUCAGAAGCAAGGGGUUCCUCGUUUUCAGCAGCCUGUUUUUGAUGGGACUAAUGCUACUAGUAUCAGUAGAGAACAGAUUUUGGGGAAGCCUCUUUCUGAGGAAGAGAUUAAGGAGCUUGUUAAUGCUUGUGUGCGCAGCAACCGCCAAGUUAAUCUGGGAAGGGAUGGCUUAACACAUAAUAUGUUGGAAUUAAUUCAUGAACAUUGGAGACGUCGAAGUGUUUGCAAGAUAAAGUGCAAAGGUGUGCCCACUGUAGAUAUGGAUAAUGUUUGUUACCAUCUUGAGGACAAAAGUGGAGGAAAAAUCAUUCAACGGGCUGGAGGAGUUGUAUAUCUUUUUCGUGGAAGGAACUAUAAUCAUAAAACCCGUCCAAGGCUUCCCUUGAUGCUUUGGAAACCUGCAGCACCUGUCUAUCCAAAACUAAUCGAACGAGCUCCUGCAGGGUUGACAGAAAAAGAAGCGGAUGAAAUGCGAAAAAAAGGACAGUAUCUACUAUCUAUUUGUAAAUUAGCGAAAAAUGGUGUCUAUGUUGACCUUGUGAAGGACGUAAGGGAAGCUUUUGAAAUGAUCGAGAUGGUGCGAAUAAAUUGCAAUGGAUUGAAUUCAAGUGACUACAAAAAAAUAGGUGCCAAGCUCAGGGAUCUCGUUCCUUGUGUAUUGCUUUCUUUCGAUAAGGAGCAUAUAUUAAUGUGGAGAGGAAAAGACUGGAAAUCAAUGUGGCAUUUUCAGGCAGAGAAUGAUUAUUGAUUUGGUAUUCUUGCUAAAUAUGAUCUUGAGCUCUUCCUGUCUGCAUCUCCCACUCAAACAGUUUUGUGUAUAUUGUUAUGUUUUGUAGUCUAAUGAUUUGUAUAAUUGUUGUAUCCACUAUCUGUUGACUCUCGAGUCAGCAUUUUCUACUUGUAAAUUUUACCAGUGAGAUGUUUCUUUCCAAGCUAUUUCCGCCAUGUGAUAUAGCAUGAUGAUCCCUAGAGUAAAUUCACUUUAUCUUGGUAACUUUAAUUUAUAAUUGUAAUUGUAUAUAAAAAGAUGCAGACUGAAGGAAUUGAGCUUGUUUGCAUAAUUUCUUGGGCAUUCAACAUGUGUAGCUGCAAGAUUAAAGUUUUCAGGCACUGUAUGGUAUAUUUAAUGGCACAAAACAUGCUAUGUGCGCAUCAAACAAAAUUGGUUUGUAGGUGGACCUAUAUUGUGUCUCUAUUUAGAUAAAAGAUUGUUUCUGCCAUUGUUUAUUCUCCCAAAGCUUCCACAUAAUUUAUGUAUUCUUCUAAUACGAAAGUCUUUAUUGUAUUGACCUUGGAGAGGGUCAAUAAUUU